This is a messenger RNA of Auxenochlorella protothecoides, 435 nucleotides long. RefSeq lists its product as hypothetical. NCBI's taxonomy places the organism in Eukaryota, Viridiplantae, Chlorophyta, Trebouxiophyceae, Chlorellales, Chlorellaceae. The coding region runs from base 1 to 435 and encodes 144 amino acids. The transcript is spliced from 5 exons. The record is from RefSeq and is a predicted model, not a curated record.
AUGGGACCACAGGCAUCGCUGGGCGGCAUCGUCACGGGCGCCCUCGUCCUCAGCGUGCUGUCCUGGAUCGUGGCCCUCGCUGGUGUGUGGUUCCAGUUCUUUGUGCUGGUGCUCAUCCUCGCUGCUACCUUCACGAGCUACAAGUCCCUGGCCAACACCAACUACACGUUCUUAGGCAUGGUGACCGUGGUGCUCAUGGUGACAGCCGACCAGUCACGCAACCUGGUCUCUGCCCUGUCUGGCAGCCGUCGCCAGGCAGCCCAGGCCUCACUUGCGGGCACCAUCCUCCUCAUCAUCUUCAACAUCGUCCUGAUCCUGGCCAUCGCGGCAGACCCUGAGGAUGCGGCCGUCUCCAACACCAGCCACCGUGCACCACAGCAGAGCAAGGCCGCCACCAGCCCCUCCAUGACGAGCAACCCCGUUGCGACUGUGUAA